Molecule: messenger RNA, 12747 nt
Organism: Drosophila simulans
Lineage: Eukaryota; Metazoa; Arthropoda; Insecta; Diptera; Drosophilidae
Gene: btsz
Product: synaptotagmin-like protein 4
Exons: 14
Coding region: 230-12109 (3959 amino acids)
Biological process (GO): intracellular protein transport; exocytosis
Cellular component (GO): plasma membrane; exocytic vesicle
Molecular function (GO): neurexin family protein binding; small GTPase binding
Source: RefSeq, a predicted model, not a curated record
GUAUCAAUUUGCCCACCGGCAGGAUGAUGCGCAUUUCGGCCGCAAAGCAGCACAAAAUUAAAAUCAAAUUUUAGGGCAAACAGCGGCGAGGGACUAGCAACUCACAGUUCGAAAUUAAAAAGUCACAUUUCAAACCCGCGGCCACUUCCCUCUAUUUGCAAACGCCGCCAUCUCUUGGAUACAAACUGAAUCUGGAAUUGCAGUUGUCCCAUUGGCAAAUCGGUGUAGCAUGUCAAGUGGACGAAGCGCCCGCCUCCCCGCCACGCCCACCCAGACCGCCAACAACAAACAUAGGGCAGCAGCAGCCGCAGCAGCAGUAGCAGCAGCAGCAGCAGUUGCCGCCGGAGAGCCCAACAGCAACAGCAUGUUGCAGUACGGCGGCAGCAACACGAGUGCCACAGUGCCGACCACAGCGAGCACCGCAUCUGCAGCAUCUGGCCUGGGAAUGGGCGUAACCGGGGGCGGCAUGGGCGGCGGCAUGAACCUGGCCAUGGGAAUGGGCAUGGUCGGCGGCAUGGGUGGCAUGGGAAUGGGUGGCGGGAUGGCACCGUACAAUCUGCACGGCUCCACCAUGGGCAGCAGUUGCGAGUCGGCGAGCGUGGAGCGCAUUCCGGUGGACACCAUCGAUGCACUGGGUCCGGAACUGGCGGUGGCCACAUCACAGGUCCUCGAGAAUCUAUCCGAGAACGAGCGCAAAAUGAUCAUCGAGGUGCUCAACAGGGACGAGUCGGUGAGGCAGAGAGAUGCCACGAGAAUGAUGCUCUUGCGCGCCGAAUUGUAUGCAUUGAGGCGCAAGGGUGCGGCCAAGGUCGUUGGUGGAGUGCAGCCACUCGAUGCCACACAACAACCACAUCAACAACAGACAACCAUGCAGCCCAGUCAACAACAACAACAACAACAGCUCGAACAACACAACAACCACAACGCACACACGAGCGACCCGAGUCGCCACUGCGCCCGCUGCACCACCGAACUGGGUCGCAUCACCAACCGUGGCGCCCCCUGUCGCGUCUGCAAGUUGCGCGUGUGCAAAGCCUGUCGCGAAUUCACAUCGCGCACCACGGACUGGGUGUGCGUGGUGUGCCACAAGCAAAUGGAGAUACAGUCGGCCAGCGGCGAGUGGCUGAAGGACGCCUAUGCCCUGGGAUCCUGCAGUGCCGUCGACCAUCUGACCACCAGCGACGUCUUGAGGAAGAGCAUCCGGCGUUCUUGGACCAUAUCGAAUCCCGAAGACGAUCCAAACAAUCCCAACUCACAACAGCCGGUGGCGGACAACCUAUAUCCGCAGCAGCAGCAUUUGAUUGAGGCCCAAUCCGCGGGCAGCUAUCCCACCCUGCACCAGCACCACCAGCAGCAUCACCUGCCCCCGCAGCCGCGACCCACGCACGGCAUCAAUUACGGAAGUGGCACUGCCACGCCCACAACCAGCAGCAAGUGGCAGCUGGGACGGAGGGUCCUGCGUCAGUCGACGCUUCCGAGUAGCCUGAACAACGACCCGGCUCUCAGCGGCAGUGGUGGCAAUCUGGCCAACUACAAUUCCGUGAAUCUAACGGCGCCCACAUCGCCGCAUCAGCUGCAGAAGAGUCCGCUCUAUCCGAGCGCCUAUAACAGCGACGACGUCAUCCACAUGAACACCAUGCCCGGAAUGGGAGUGGGAGUUGGUGUGACGGUGGGUGACUGCGACAACUACGUACAGCAGCAGCAGCCGCAGCAACAGCAGCCCCAACUGGAGGUUACACCCACGCAUCAUCGGCUCCAGGUGCGCCGCCAAUCCACGCUGCCAGCUCAACCAACUCCGGCUAUAUAUAUGUCCACUUCACCGAACCGGCUCUACAGUCGCUCCCCGGAAAGAUCGCCGGGUGAGCAGCAGCGCUAUCCGCCCUUCAUGAGGCAGACCUCAUUCCCAGAACCACCCAGCACUUAUCAUCGCACCAAGUUACUGCCUAGCACGGGAGCACCUCCGCCGACAGUGGCUCCACCACCACUGAAUUACGAAUCACAAGCGUCCAGUUUGGCCAGCGACGAGCAGGAUGUGGGACCCAUGCCCAAGCCCAGAAUGACACGACAGGCAACUCUACCAAAUCCCGACCAGCAUGUCAAGCUACUGCCCACAUCUCCGCCAAAGCGACAGACUUCCCCGCAAUUCCGACGUUCUCCGGAAUUCAUGCGUCAGCAAACUCUGCCAAAUCCGGAAGCGUUUAGCAGUGGAAACACACUCACCGUGCACUCUACUCCUCCUGCAAAAUUCAUGCCCAUUUCGCCGAGGGCCAAACAGAAUUUCCUCUUCCCGAGUGUUCCGAAUCCCCGGCAAUUUCUCUCGCAGCCACAUGUGCCCGCCGUGGGAGGCACCGAAUUGGGAAGCGGAGGCAGUGUGGCCAGCACCGGGGGCGUCGGCGGAGGUGAGCAGUACUCCAGUAGUCAGAGUGUGAACAUCCAUCACUCCCGUGAUCCGCAUUCCAAGAUGAUCAAGGUGCGCAGCCACAGCAACGAGGAGUACUCGAAUACCAAGGGACACCCGGAGAACAGAAGAUUGCUGCCGGAGAUCCCAACGGCGGUGCAGCGGCCUGGUGGUCGAUCACCCAGUCGCCUGGUGCGCCAGGAUUGCCUGAAGGAGGAAAGAACUUUCGGGGAGGCCAAGCAGCAGUUCCAUCAGUUCCCCGAUGUCACUGAAGAGCUGGAUAAUCGUCCGGAAUACGUGGAUUACUUUGGCGACAGUGCCACCAGUUUCUUGGAGUCCGACGAGGUGCAGUACGAGCGAAACUAUAAUGCCGGAUUUAGCAGCGAGCCGCGUAUCAUCUACAACAAUGGUUCGGAUGAUGGAAGCUACCAGAACUCCUCCCAAAGACCGAUAUACAGUGCCGAGAAUGUCCUGGCUGAUUCGGGUUACGGGGGAGGAGCCGGAGUGGGACUGGGUGCCAGUGGCGGUUCAGGUGGUGUGCCCGGCUAUUAUCCCGACAUGGGCACUCCACAGGGCUUCUAUGGCGGAGCAGCAUUACCCCGUACUCCUCUGAUGCACAAUCGCAUCAGGCGCCGACAAUCCAGGGAACUGCAGAUGCAGCAGGAGGAACUGGCCCAACUCUCACAGGUCUCGGAUGCCAAUGGCAAAGGUUCAAGCAAUGAAGGUGCAACCAGCAGUGGAAGUGCCACCGAUAGCCAUGUUGCCGAGAGAAGAAAACCGGAGCAGAUGCGCUCUGUUUCCGAGGACUCUGGAGCGAAGACCACACCCAAGCCAGUCACACGAAGAUCCUUCUCGCAUCCCGAAAAGGACACUCAGCCCACAAAGAAAACGGAAAUAUCGAAAAUACCCAGCCCUCGUCCUCUGGCGGAUAUCCUGGAUAAAACGCGUGGCAACUCGAAGAUUCCGCAGGCGAGGCGCCGCAACAGCCGCACAGGAAUCGGCGAAGCUGAGGAGGGUAGCACGCCCCAGCACAUUUACUCCUUCCAUCAACAGCUUAUGCAUAGAAACUCUGAUUUAGCCAUGCGCCUGAAAAAAACAGAAAUUCCUGUCGCCUCAGUAGCAUCCGCAGGGCAUGAGGAGGAGAAGCCCACCGGGGAAUCCGGCCAAGGAUCUGGAGCGGAGCAGCCGGUCAAUGGCAAGUCCCUCGAGUCCUCGGCCAACAAGGAGGGCGGCGAUCCCAACAGCUCGGCGGAGGCCACCCACACCAGCACUUUGGGCGAACAGGAGCUGCAGAAUGCAGUGGAGGCCGCGGCGGUUGUCUUCAAGAAGGUCGUGCUGCAGCGUCGCAAGGAGAAGGAGAAGGCCGCCGAAGAAGGCACAGGGCAGCAGCUGUCCGUGGUUUCCGUUGAUAUCGGUGGAUGUGGAGGUGGGGGCGAUGCCAUGGAAACCUCGUCGUCAUCGGAGCUAGACUUCAGGUGUUCCACUCAGCACGGACGACAGCAGCAGCAGUCGCAGUAUAGCGUUGAAGCGGACGAGUUCAAGCUCGUCUUUCUCAACUCGGAUUCAUCGUCGUCCUGUCACGGCGAAGAGGAGGAAGAGGAGGAGAGGGACGGGGAGGAGGAUGACACGGAUUCGUCCUGCUCCACGCACCACUGUCACAGCAUUGUGAGCAAUGUGGAGGAUUGCGACUGGGAUUACUUUGAGCCCUCCAUGAUCUCCACCACCACGACCACGACAACUACCAUGAUUGCCUAUACCGCGGCCCGAGCCACGCCCACUCCACCGCCGCGUGUGAGGCGUCAGUCGAGCGAUAGCGAUUCUCCCCAGGUGCAAAGGCGACCCCAGCAGCCCAGGAGUAGCUAUUGUCCCAGGAUCAGGGAGAGUGACACCGGCACCGACGAGGAGUUUGUGCUGAACACCGAAAGCAGUUCGCAGACCAGCUCCGAUCAAACACCACCACCCGUGCCACCACCGCCACAUCCGCUGAGCAUGAAGACCCGGAUUAAGACGCGAUUCCUAAAGAAUCAUCACCACCACAGUCACAACCGAUGCAACUGCAAUCCCGGCCAGCAGCAACAGCAACCGCAAUACGUGCCCAUUCCUGUGCCGGUGCCCAUACCAGUGCCCAUGGCGGCCUAUCCCAACUGGCCAGAGAUGUCGACCAAUCCACUCCUGGAACAGGACGAGCAGCUAGCCGCCAGUCUACAGCAGCUAUGGAAGGCGGCUGGUCACCAGCAGCAAUUUGCCGCCAUAGUGGCCGCCUAUUCGCAGCAAUUUGCGGCGGCCAGUGGCAACAUGUUCGAUGCAACGCCGCCGGUGACCAGCAAGAGCUACCAACAACUGCCCACCACUCCGCCGCCGAUGCCGCAGCGCUUGCGCGGACUGGAUGGCUUCAAGUCCUCGGCACCGGAGCUGAGUGCCUCGCUGGGAUCACUGAUGACGCAGUCCCUCUGCUCCACCAUAUCCUCCUCGUCGUCGUCGAGCACCUCGGGCUAUGGGACGACGGGUAGGAGCCUGGAAACGCUGGCCAGUCCAAUGCGAGCUGCCAACUCGAUGCAGCAGCAGCAGCAACAAUACCAAGAGCAACAUCAACAAAUGGCCAGCAGUGCUUUCAAGCCAAAGCCAACAAGUUUAGUAGCUUCGCGUUCGCCGACGGGUGAGCAACCAGAAACGAGCAACGCGCGUCGCGGCAGCAGCAACAGUGAGAGCGACGACAACGCCAACAGCAACAGCAACAGCAACAACGCAACGCCCACAACGGGUAGAUUGUGUAAUGUUUAUGAUAAAACCGGCACAUUGCCAGUGCCUCAGUGCGUCCAGGCACAUGUUGCCAGUGUAGAUAAGAGUGCCGCGACAGCAGCAAUAUCAACAAAAACAGAGACAGCAGCAGCAGCAACACAAGCGACAUCCACAAAGGGAACCGCUCUGAGAGUGGCCAGCAAAUACCAGAGCCGAAAUCUAUGCGAAACCCAGUCAGCGGCAACAACACAAACCUACCUGGCCAGUAAAAACAGCCACGAAGAAGUGGAAGCAGCAGACGAAACGAAUAUACAUAAAAAUCAAGUACCAGCAGCAGCAGCAACAGCACAAAUACAAACAGCAACUAGAGCUGCGGCUCCUGCGGUAAUAACUCGUUUCGGCGGACUUGCAGUCGAAAAUGCUGUUGGAAAUGUGGCUGAAAGUGCCAGUGCCAUUCCCAUUCCCAAGCCCAAACCCAGAGCCCAGCACCCAGAGCAAAUAGAUCGCCAGCUAGCGACGGCGGAGACUGCCAAGAAUUUGUCCUCCAAUCGACUUAUAGAGAACAUCAAGAUGUCCGAUGAGGCAUCACCAUCGACGGCGGCUCAUCUGCAGAGCGAGAGCUAUGCGGCCAGUAGUCCAGAUGAGGCCAGCAGCAACAGCAGCCAGGAUGGAGAUCAGGAUAGGGAUCGAGAAGUUGAGGAAGGGGAGCAGGCGGAGCAAAAGCCGCGUAGGACCACGCAACGAAGCUACAAUGUAUCGGGAAUGAUGGAGGAGCAGCAACUAAGAGAGGUGGAUGCAGUGGAGCAACGCCACCACAGCACCACCAGCGAAUCGAGCUCCAGCAGCAGCUCAAACUCCAGCUCCAGCUCGGAAUCGUGUGACUCUGAUGAUACGGGAACUGUGCGCGAUCGCAGGCCCAAGAGGAGGAGGUUCAACAAGGUGUUCGUCGUGAAUCGACAGCCCGGCGGCCGGGUGAGACGCAGUUCCUCCACCGAGGGUGAUUCUCUGUCUUCCUCGGAGGCUAAUUUGGAGGAUUCCUCCGACAAUGAUACAGACACCGAGCGCACCGAUUGUGGCAUUGUGCUCAACUACGUGAAACCCCUCGAGGAGGAGGCCAAGAAGACGGAGGAGGCGCCGCCAGCUGCACGUGAUUGCCAAUCAAGUGACGAAGACAACAUUAACGAUGAUAAUGAUGAUGAAAGUGAACGCCGUGUUGCCAACUCAAGCGAUGAGCUGGCCAACUGCAUUGUAGUGGUGGGCGGACAGACGGAUGACGCCGACGCCGGCGUGGUGCUGCACCACAUGCGAUCGCUGCCAGACGUCGAGUUCGAUGGCGAGCAAUCAGAGCGCCGCCAAUCGCAAGCGAUAGACGCCAGCGAUGCCCUGGCCGCCUGCGAUGAGCUGCACAGCAUCUCGAACGAUGUCAAUCGAUUGCUGGCGCUGCACAAGCAAAACUCCCAGCUGGAGUUGAAGCUCCAACGCUUGCGCCAGGGAGUGGCCGAAAUCAAUGAGGAUCUGCAGCUCUCCACCACUACGGGCACUGAUGUGGCUGCCACCCACUGCACAACGCAGCCAGGUAGUGCCGGGAAACCCGACGAAUGCAACAGCCCUUCUUCUCGGAAAAGCCCCUCGACCGUGCUAAGUUCUAAUGACGUUCGUCCGCUGGGUCUCACCUGCUUACGGCAGGUAGAAGCAAUGGUAGAGGUAGAAGCAAACAGUGCUGAUGGCAAACUGCGGGAUGAGCGGAAUGGCCGAACAGCUGAGCAAACCGAGGAGAGGGUCGUCACAUGCAGCCAAGCAUGCAAAAUAAACGACAACAGUGACUACUCGCUGGAUUCACUCUCGGCAACUUCGGCGAGUUUGUUGGCACCUGAGCACCAGCAGCAACAGCAGCAGCAGCCGCUCCAGCAGGUAGAAGAGAGCGCUCGCCUACCUGUCGCCGCUCGCGAGCAACGAUAUCGCCGUGGAGCGAAAUCGGAGUCGGCGGAGUCGCCAGUCGAAAAUGAAAUGUUAAACGUUGCGGUCGCUUCACGUGCCGUGCUCCUCGGGGGCAAUAACAACAACACACACAGAAACGAUAAUAGCAAUAACGAAAACACUAACAACAACGACGGCGAACUUGGCCAUAAUAAUAAUGACGCUUUCGCAGCACAAAAGACGAGAAAUAGCGGCUCGAGUGUGGUUGUCGGCUGCGAUAUUAGUGACGUAGUGAGUGUGAAUUCAAAUGUGAGUGGUGAAAACGAGUGUGACUUCGACAAAAUAUUUGGUAGUCAUCAGCAAAACACUUCAAGUGCAGCAGCAUCAGUUGCAGCAACAGCAGCAGCAACAUCUGACACACCUGCAACAUUGUCAAGCGAACUGGCUUCGCCCAAAAAUUCACUUUCAGCCAAGUAUCGCAGUUUGGUCAUGAUCAACAAAGACAAUGAAAGUGCAGCUGGCGAUUACGAAAUGGCAAACAGCAGCAGCAGCAACAGCAGCAACUUCAGCAACAGCAGACACAAAGACCCGACCAGCAGCAACAACAGCCACACUGUUGGCCAGAACUUUGCGAGUGACUCAUUUCGCGCCAUGGAACCAACGGAACUCGUGAGCAGCGAUCGCGAAGCGUACAGUGUGGACUCGCUAAACGAACCGCCUGCUGUGCCGGAACUCAGCGUGGAGGACGGUUUGGCGGAUGACGACUCCUGGGUGGAGGAACUGAGUCAGCGCGGCGAGGAUGAGGACGAAGAUCUCAGCAAUGCUACCACCACACCCACGGCCACAGACUCCGAAGAUGCGGAGGGGGAAGGUGAAGGAGCCCGGCGACAUGGCUAUAUGGAUCGAGAGGAGGAGCUGAGGGGAUACAACAGAUCUGCCAUUGACUUCACCCUGCACACCAUCGUCGAGGAGAGUUGCGAGGAGAGCGAGGUGGCCUCCAUGCGGGCGGACAAUGAAGACGCCGAGCUGGAGGAUGAGGAUCUAGCCGAACGGAGAAGGCAGCGCACCUUGCAGCACCACCAUCGAUUAAGUGCCUCGGAACUGGAGAAGUACUUCUUCUUUGGCCUGGGAGAUGGUCGAGUAAUGAGUUCCAUUGAUACACGCGGAGAUGACACUGCAUCCGAAGUGAGUUCCGAGUGCUCAGAGAGUCUUGACUCCCUACCGCACGAGGAUCAGCUGUUGGAUACAAGUGGAGCUUCCGAUCUGGCCUCUUCCCGCCUGGAAAAGUACUUCCUCUCCGGAUUCAUGGGAUUCAGUGGUGCAGAAAAGCAGGCGGAGAGCGAUGAAAGUGGUGGCAGUGUAGGCAGUGAUAGUGAAGGACAACCCAGUCCCAGUCAGCGCAGAAAGCGACUGGUAAGAGCCAGGGGAACACCUAGAAGUCACAACUCCUCGUUGGAUAAUUUGCUCUUGCCAGAAUCAGACACACUGGAUGCCACAGUUGCGUCUGCGAGCGGAGCAGCUGCAGCCACUGUAGAGGACACCUCGGAAUCGGAGGCGGGCUGUGACGACACUGUGAUUCAUUUGGCCAAUGCCGGAGCUUCGGAUGGUUCCUCCUCGGACACCAUUAAGCGCAAGAAGCAACUGCGCAAGCGUCACGACUCUCUGGACGAGAAGAAGCUCCACGAUCUAGAGCCUUCCGAGUGCCGGACUCCCACUCCGGGCAGCAGUGGUCAAGUACAGAUGCAGUCGCAGGCGAAAAAGCAACAACAGCAGCAUCACCACAGCCGGGACAGUGGCUUUGUGGGCAGCAACGAUGAUCUCCUGAAGGCGGCACCAGAUUGUGAGCCACCCAAGAGCCCAACGCCAGCUCUGGAGCAGAUAAGUGAGGAUCGGGAACCGGUCCACAGUCAGAUUAGUCUGGCCAGGAUGGAUCAACCCAGCACCUCAGCAGCUGCAGCGGUAGCCAGCACACUUCCCAACCAACUGAAAAAUCUUGCCCUGCCCAAUCUGGUGCGAAAGGAUAGCUUCAACAACUGGAGCUCCGACGAGGAGACCAACCUGAUGAUGAGCAAGAUGCGGCAGUUCUUUAAGAACCUCAUUGUGGCCACCGCCAAUGCACAGCAGAGCAAGCCCACCACGCCCAAUCAAGGCCCCAGCACCACCAAUGUCAACACCACACCCAGUUCCCAGCGCAGACUGGCCAAAUCCCGGCCAGCUCAGUUGGCCUACUUUGAGAACGAGCUGACCCGACUGAUGAAAACCGUGCCGGGCAUUAAUGAUGAGCAGGUGCGCGAAAUAGUGGAGUACCUGAGCAGUGAAGAUACGUGGUCUGAUUCCUACGAUUCUUCGGACUACACGAGUUCCGAUCUGGAGGGCGGUGAAAGGAAGGGCCAACUGAAGGCCCAGAUCUCCGCCAGCUGUCAGCAGAUCAUCAACAAGUUUGAAAUUGACGAGGAGGGUGAUCGAGGUGAUGGUGGACUGCUGGACGAGAGCCAAAGUGUGCCUAUGGAAGCAUUGGUUUAUCAGAAAUUGGUGGCUUCCUUUAGUAAAGUGGCGGCGGGUGGAGAACCGGAAGCAGAAGCCACAAAAGCGGUGGAGGAAGCAGAGCCGUCCACGGAAAGAUCCCCGCAACUGUUUGCCAAGGUGAUGCAGCAUAUUGGCACCAGACUGGUAGCUCUGAUGCACGAAGUGAGCAGUGGCAAUGAAACACCCACUCCAUCGCCGCAAGGACAGCGUCAUCAUCGAAGACUGCAGGCCAAGAUCUCGGCCACCACGACGGAGGAUGAGGAAGAUGAGGUGGCGGAGCAACUGAGAGCCAUGCCCAUCAAACAGCUAAAGCUGCGAAGCAAAUCCCACGAUCUACUGCUGGACGGCACCACGCCGCACUCGCAGCACCUGCACCACCAGGCCACGGUGCAUUAUCCAGCCGGCGGAGUGGGAUCGGGAGCGGGAGGAUCCGGCGGACCCGGACACUCGGACAACGCCGGGGAGGAGUGCGGCGUGACCAGCGACUACGAGCGAUUCUCGUGGCGCGGCAGUUUUGAGUCGGCAUUACUGGCUAAUGGCGACAGCAGAACGAGGCUCAGCCAGCUGAGCCAACUGGACAGGGAUAACUCGUCGUCUGCGUCCGCUUUGGCUGUUGCAAAGCGCCGAUCGGCAGGCGACCUUCUCUUCAGCCAACACCAGCAGAGCCUGAGCCGCGAGCAAUUGGAUCGCGUUCGAUCCUGCGGCAGCAUUGGAGGCGGCGAUGCCCAUCAUCACCAAUUGGAGUCCUCGCCGGCCAAGCCGUGGCUCUCCUCCGCGGGAUCCUCGAUUGGCGGUGAUUCUACGAAGGAUGUGCGGCGUUCCAGUGUACCGGAUGCCAUCUACGAGACGGACUCCAGCGAUGAGGCAGCCUCGCAUCAGUUUGGCGGCGCCAGAUCCACGUUGCCGCGCAGUCUGAAUCCCAACCAGGUGGUGGCUAGCACGAAUUCAUUACCCCGCUUACCCACCACGGGUGUUGGUGCUCCCAUAACCAGCACCCCCAAGACAAAGUCUCAAAGCGCCCUUAACCACACGCCCUCGAAUUUGUCCACCGUUUCGGCCACUGGCAGUGCCAAGAGUGCGAGAUACCGCUCGCCAGGAUUGGCAGCUCGAGCAGCGGCCGUCAGUGGGGCAGGAGGUGGCUCAAGUGGUGGUGGUGGUGUGGGUGCCAGCAGUGGUUCGACGGGGAAAAAACUAGGCGCGGGCUUCCAGUUCCUCUACUCCAAACGCGAUGCGCGCAAACGUCUCAACAUGUCAGCUGAGGAAGCCAAAGUGGCCGCCGAGGAACUGUCACGAUCGCCGGUAAUUGGACAACGGCAGGCAGAUGGAUCGGGCAGUCCCAUUCAGUCGCGUGCCUCCAGCGAAACGUGGCCCACUCAGUCGGAUGAGGACAUCGAUCGCCUGGUGGCCAUGCAUCAGAACCGCAGCAGUCUCAGCUCGCUGGGGGUUCGAUCGGAAUCUAUGGCCAGCGUUUAUUCGGGCGCCGGAGAAGGUCGCUAUGGCACCGUGGUGGUCAAGGGUCAAGUGGAGUUCGCCAUGCAGUACAACUACAAGCUGAGUGCUUUGGAAGUGCACGUGGUGCGCUGCAAGGACUUGGCUGCCGUCGAUGCCAAACGCAAUCGCAGUGAUCCCUAUGUGAAGGUGUAUCUACUGCCCGACAAAUCGAAGGCUGGCAAGCGCAAAACCAAAGUCAAGAAGCACACGCUGAAUCCCAUCUUCGACGAGACGAUGCGCUUCCACACACCCAUUUCCAGCUUGGAGUCACGAACAUUGUGGCUCACCGUCUGGCACUCGGAUAUGUUUGGGCGUAACGACUUCCUGGGCGAAGUCAGUGUCAAUUUGCAGGGGCGGCUCUUCGACAAUCCCCAGUCGCAGUGGUACCUCCUCCAAGAACGCAGCGAACCCUUCGACGAGGUGGCUACCUAUCGAGGUGACAUCGUAGUGGGCCUGAAGUACAUUCCCCCAGGGAACAUAAAAUCAUCGUUCUUUUCGCGCGGUUCCUCGAUAACAGGGAGCUCCUCCAACUUGCGCAAAUUUGGAGGCAGCAUCAAGUCGGUGGCCUCCAAAUCGGAUCGCACUUCAAAGGGCGGCCAGUUGCAUGUGCUGGUCAAGGAGGCCAAGCAUCUGAGUCCCAUCAAGGCGAACGGCACCUGUGACGCCUUCUGCAAGAGUUAUUUGUUGCCCGAUCGAACGAGGAGCUCCAAGCAAAAGACGCCGGUGGUGAAGCGCACCCUGCAUCCCAGCUGGAACUACACAUUUGUUUACGAGGACGUCUCCCUGGAGGAAUUGUCAGAACGCGCCUUGGAGCUAACCGUCUGGGAUCACGAUCGUUUGGCCAGCAAUGAGUUUGUUGGCGGCAUACGAUUCUCGUUGGGAACCGGUCGCAGUUAUGGCCGGCAGGUGGAAUGGAUGGACGCCACUGGAAAGGAGCUCUCCCUGUGGCAGAACAUGUUGGAUCGUCCGAACUUCUGGGUGGAGGGCAGCUUGGUGCUGCGUUCCAGUUUGGAUGGCAUUCGAGCCAAUUUGCCAUAGGCCAAGUUAGUUUAGGACCAGGACAAACCACAAAAUCGCAGUUAGAAUUGCCAAUGGCAUCCUGCAUUGCAUUGUAUUGUAUUAAUUAUGCGAUAAUUAUCAAUUAACGAUCACGUCGACUCUGAAAAGCAUUACUAGCGGUAUAAGACAAGAAACGAUUGUAACCUUCACAAUUUAGAGUUAAGAGUGUGGAAUGAUGAAUACUGUAUUUCUGAAUACUCGAAUACGUCGGAAAAUGACGCGAUGACGCUGCAAGUACCGCAGAAACGGAAAAGCAAAAAACAAAGUAAUCAAGGCAAGCGAAACUAAGCAAAAAACCUUAUCAAGUUUAUGGCACUAAUUGUAAGCGCAAUUCUCAGCUAUUCGAUGCAGAUAAAAGUUAAAAAAAAAAACUGUAAAGCGAAACGAUGCGGUCCCAAGGUUGGACCGUCUAUACAUUAAGACAGUUUGUAUGUGUGUGUUUUUUUCCACCUCUCCCCUCUGAGAGGCAAUCGCAAUUGGCAUACUAUAUGCGCUAAACUACGAUAUAACUACAGAUAAACACUACAGUUAAAACCUAGUUAAACCGAGGCAUAAGCUUACUAUGUAUAACUAUCCAUAAUACCCGAGAAAUACAAAUAACAUUUUUGUAAAUUCAA